Messenger RNA from Colletotrichum navitas, 925 nucleotides. RefSeq lists its product as uncharacterized. The transcript has a single exon. The record is from RefSeq and is a predicted model, not a curated record. The coding region runs from base 121 to 627 and encodes 168 amino acids. NCBI's taxonomy places the organism in Eukaryota, Fungi, Ascomycota, Sordariomycetes, Glomerellales, Glomerellaceae.
CCACUUCCCGGCUACCCCCUCUCCUUCCUUGCCGCUUGCUUCCUUGUGACUUGCGUCUGGGUCCCGAGGAGCGACGGGCGUCAACAUCGCCACAUGGAUCGCAUACCUGUGUGAUACCCAAUGUUUUUUCUUGUCUCGCUGGCUUCCAUUGAGGGUUUGUCCCGCAUCUGCAGAAGAGCAGCUUUUCGGAAAAGCGAAUCUCGUCCACCCAUCUUUGGCUACAGUUGGUGCCAUUAUACCGUUUUGCGCACUGCACAUUUGACGCGACAUAACGCCCAAACGCCCCGACUCAUACACCGAGGCCUUCCUCGCCAUUGCUUCCCUGCGUCGUUGCCGCCCGUGCCAUAUUGCGCCCCGAAAGCUGCUGUCAGGUUCCGUUUUCCGAGCGCAAUUCCAAGGCCAGAAAAGCCGCUCGUCCAUCCUCCUCCAUCCCCCGCCAUAAAAGUCGUCUUGCCCCAAAACCGACGCCGAAGAUUAUUGCACCAGCAAAACCAAAGUCAAACUCGACCUAAGCCUUACAUCACACCGAAGGUGCGGCUGAACCCCCUCUCUAGCUAUCUCGUUGCGAGCAGCGAGCCCGAUUGGCACUCCCACAGCCUCCGCCGCGGCGGCCUAACACACACGUAGCCUCAUGCUCGCAUAGCGUGCCGACUGCCGCCUGACGUUGAGUCGUGGUCCCCUGUCUCGCCUCGACAUACCUACUAGCUAGGUACUCCAUCCAGCUCCCCCCCUUCUCUCUCUCUUCAACCCCCAGUAACCCCCCACCCAGCAACUUCAUAUAAUCCAGCACAAUCGAGUCGUCCCCAAAUACUGGUUUCCUCCUUUUUCCUUAGAUUCGAUUGCCCAACGUUCGCAUCAGAAUCACAAUGGCAUACAACAGACCCUACAACCCCGACGAACUUCCAAGGUAUGUUUCACGAGGUUC